Messenger RNA from Xiphias gladius (swordfish), 2728 nucleotides. RefSeq lists its product as uncharacterized. NCBI's taxonomy places the organism in Eukaryota, Metazoa, Chordata, Actinopteri, Istiophoriformes, Xiphiidae. Gene Ontology annotation, cellular component: mediator complex. Bases 202 to 771 code for a protein of 189 amino acids. Gene Ontology annotation, molecular function: transcription coregulator activity. The transcript has 5 exons. Gene Ontology annotation, biological process: positive regulation of DNA-templated transcription. The record is from RefSeq and is a predicted model, not a curated record.
CUCUCUCUCCGCCAGGAAGUGACGACAUGAAAACAAUAACGCGCUGAACUCUCUCUGAGGCAAAAUCCGUGGAAAGGUGUCAUUAUGCCGCAUUUGAAAUGAUAAAUGAGCAAACGUUACUCGUCGCAACUGCCAGAGCAAGCCGGAAAUAUUUUUACAGCACUUAGCCAAAGGACGUUGUUGAAAUAGAUCUUUAUAGUUAUGGCAGCUUCCUUACCUCAGAAGCCGGGGAUGGCAGGGAUGCCCCCUCAGCAGUCAUCCCACCUGCCUCCCAGCGCUGCGUCAGCCCAAGGUCAGCAGCCCAUGCCCCCUCAAGGAGCCCUGAGAGAGAUCUCCCCAGUGUUCCUCUGUCGGAUUGGACAGGAGACCGUCCAGGACAUUGUUACUCGCACCAUGGAGAUCUUCCAGAUCACACGAGCCACGCAACUUCCUAAUGGUGUGACUCAGAGCCAGGCAAUGUAUCAGGACCGCUUUGGGAAGCUCCAGGAACAUCUACGGCAGCUCGCCUUGCUCUUCCGAAAGCUUCGGCUCCUGUAUGAACGCUGUGUGGAGAUGACCUCUGACCUGCAGGAGGGGCCAGCAGAGCUUGUGCCAUAUGUUGGAGAGGAGCUGGCUUCUGUCAGAGUGGAGCCAUGCAGUCCUGCUGUCAACCAGGAGAGAACACAAGUUCUAGAGAAAGUACGUCAGAAGAACCAGGAGAUGAAGGUUCUGAUGGAUCAGAUGAGGAACCUGCUCUGGGAUGUCAAUGCCAUGCUGACGCUCAGGAAAUGAUAACUCUUCAUUAGAUCUGCUCUCUUUUUGAGAGAUGAAUCCCUCCGCAGGCAUAAUGGCAAACAUAAGGUGAAAUAAGAGAAUUUCUGUUGGAUUUUAGAUAUGGGACCUUCCACUUAGGUGCACCUCCUUUGUGUUGCCGCUGUGUCAUUGAAACUGACACAUUACUCACAACUUCACCCAACAUCUUUUUUGUUGAUUAUCUGUUAUAUUGAAGCUGUUUAGGGGAAAACUAUUAAUAAGAUAGGAUAAGGCUUAAACGAAAGCCAAAAACCUGAUACACUCCACCCCCAAGGAUUGUCCAAGGCAGCUGACAACCUUUUUUGUGAUUGCAAAGUGCUUUACAACUGUUAUUUUGUCACUCUGUGUUUAUUCAGAUACGUAAUGGACCUCUGUUUUCAUUAUUUUUAAAUAAUGAGUUGAAACCUGCAUUGCCUCACGUUAAAAAAAAAAAAAAAAAAAAAAGUUUUCUUGAAACACUAUUCAUGGUGUUUUGCUCCCAGGUGCUCACUUGACACCAGACAGACUUGGAUUCACUGCAGGUGAUUCUUGCAGAAAGCACAGAAGCUGAUCUGAUGACUGUGUUUACAAUAGGAACAAUUGCCCUUAUUAUACUCUGUUGGUUGUAAAAACACUAUGGGUUCAGAAUUCAAAUUAGCCCCUUGGCAGCUACAUAUCUCAGGUGCUUUGUACAUAAGUGUGUGUGUGUGUGUGUGUGUGUGUGUGUGUGUGUGUGUGUGUGUGUGUGUGUGUGUGUGUGUGUGUGUGUGUGUGUCUGUGUGCGCGCACAUGUGUGUGCGCAUGUGCUUAAUGAGAUUAGCUUCUUGAGUGCUAGACAGCACACCUGUUUACCCUCUGGGUGUUGAGACUUGCUUGCCUGUGGAUUUAUUUUUGUAUAUUGUGGGACAAAAGGUAGGCCUACUGGGUCCAUUCUGUUUUGUAUAAAAUAAACUCUUUUUAACCUAAAUCUCUUUAAGAACAUAUACUCUAAAGUCCUGCUUCUAAAUACAAGACUGGCAUAGUCAGACUUUGCAGGAUGUGCUCCAUUGUGGCAAUUCCAACCCCAAGGGCCGAUGUGGGAAUGCAUGCUCUCCUUCACAACUGAGAUGAUAUGUAAGUACAUCAAGGCAUAUCCUCCUACACAUAAAGCUGCAUAUCCUGACCCCGACCCUUUGUAUUCAUCUGUCUUUACACACCAACUGCUCAUCUAUUUAGUGUUCCUACAGUACAACAAGGCAUCAAAGACCAUGAGAAUUCCGCAGUCACAAAAACACAGCAAACACGUAAUUGAGUGCUUUCGAUUGCUGUAACUGUAUUUAGAAUAAUUCAUUCUGCCCAGAAAGGUUUCUCCUUUUCAGUUGCUAGGAAGAAAAAUCCCAGGAUUUCAACUGUGUAAGCGAGGGCACGCUAAGUAUUCUAUGAUGGCAAAUUGAAUAAUGUUGGAUUUUUGACUGUCGGUCGGACGAAAGCAGUUUGAAAUGUCACCUUAGUGUUGGAAAUUUAUCUCACUAUUUUCUGAUAUUUUAUAUAACAAAUGAUUAAUCGAAUAUAUGAGAAAAAAGGAUAAUCAAUAUUGAAAAUUUAAAUAAUUGUUAGCUGCAGUACUAGUUGAAACCAACUGUAAUAGGAUUUCCAAUGUACAGCACAUUCAAUUAUGUAUAAAGGACCAGUAUAAAGUCCAGUCUGGUUUUUGCAUGUUCCAAACUAAAUCAACAUAUGAUUUCUGGUUUUUCACAUUUUUCAAGACAAAGAAAAUUGUUGCUAAUCUCAUCCUGGUUAAUUCAACCAGGAUGAGAUGCCCCUUCCAUAGGCACAGCGUUGAAAUUAUUCCCUGUUGUCUUCCUGAUAAACGUGGAAGGGUACAAAUGUGACCAAUUACUAUUGGCCUCACUGGCUCACUGUUAUGUUUCCUUUUUAACCCUAUACAGUGUCUUAAGAUGUAGUAUGAUGUCCUGGU